Lactuca virosa is the source of this 405-nucleotide messenger RNA. The record is from the annotation of a GenBank genome assembly. Lineage: Eukaryota; Viridiplantae; Streptophyta; Magnoliopsida; Asterales; Asteraceae.
AUGGAUAAACUUUCAAAACAAGCUGUUGAAGAAUUUUGUAAAGAAAUUGAGCUUCUUGCAAGACUUCAUCAUCGACAUCUUGUUUCCUUAAAAGGAUUUUGCAUUGAAAAACAUGAAAGGUUUCUUAUGUAUGAAUAUAUGGCAAAUGGGAGCUUAAAGGAUCAUCUUCAUACUCCAGGUGUCCCUUCGCUGAGCUCGCAGACAAGAAUUCAAAUCGCAAUCGAUGAAUACCUCCAUUUCUACUGUGAUCCUCCUUUGUGCCAUAGAGACAUAAAGUCUAGCAAUAUAUUACGUGAUGAGAAUUUUGUAGGAAAGGUGGCAAAUUUUGGGCUUGCAUAUGCUUCUAAAGAUGGAUCCAUUUGUUUUGAACCAGUCAACACAGAGAUCAAAGGAACUCCUGGUUAG